AGCUAGGGAGUAUUUUUCAAUAUAUGGAUUUAAUUGUAACUUUGUAUUAUUACAUCUCUCCCUUUCUAUAUAUAUACACACACAUACAUCCAUGCAAAAAAUAAGGUAGUAGCUAGGGCUUUGGUACAACCCAUAAAAUCCAACCCAACUUCCCAUCACCUACUUGUAUAAUUCUAAGUACAUAUUUCAAACGCCGUCGUUUUAUCCGGGUUUUGACAACUUUUGUUCCUAAUGUCUCGGAUAGUUGCCGAAAAGAUCUCGCCGGCGGCAAUUGAUCGCACGCCUCUUUAUGAUCGGAGCGUAUCCCCCUCCUCCGAUAUGUCCGCCACCGCCCGAUCUCCCUCUUCCGCUAGAUCCAAGCUCGCCCAUCUCUUGAGCCCCCGCCGUGAUCCAGUCGCCGGAGAUGAAUCACCUGAGCACCGCGUUCUUGACGUGAGUGAUCCCGCCGGCCGGACGCCUCUCCCCUUUGUUCUCUCCUUUCAGAACCUGACGUACAACGUGAAAGCACGCCGGAGCAUGGGAACUCCGGCGGGUUUCUGGUCCCGGAGCGGGGCGAUCGCCGGCGACGGAGAGAUGAAAACGCUUCUCAACGACAUCUCCGGCGAGGCGCGUGAUGGGGAAAUCAUGGCCGUUCUCGGCGCGUCGGGGUCCGGGAAGUCGACGCUCAUCGACGCCCUCGCGAACCGGAUCGCCAAGGAGAGCCUGAAAGGAGCCGUGAAGCUCAACGGCGAGCCGUUGGACUCCGGCUUGAUGAAAGUCAUCUCCGCGUACGUCAUGCAAGACGAUCUUUUGUACCCCAUGCUCACCGUCGAGGAGACGCUCAUGUUCGCCGCGGAGUUCCGGCUCCCGCGGUCCCACUCCGCGGCGAAGAAGGGCAUGCGCGUCCGGGCGUUGAUCGAUCAGUUGGGCCUCCGGAACGCCGCGAAGACGGUGAUUGGAGACGAAGGCCACCGCGGCGUUUCCGGCGGGGAGCGGCGGCGCGUGUCUAUAGGGAUCGACAUCAUUCACGACCCGAUCAUCCUCUUUCUUGACGAGCCGACCUCGGGGCUCGACUCAACGAGCGCGUUCAUGGUGGUGAAAGUUCUGCAGAGGAUCGCUCAGAGUGGGAGCAUUGUGAUCAUGUCCAUUCACCAACCGAGUUACCGGAUCAUGGGUCUGUUAGACCGGGUUCUUUUCCUCUCUCGUGGGCGGACCGUGUAUGGCGGUUCACCUUCUGAUUUACCCCGAUUCUUCUCGGAUUUCGGACACCCAAUCCCGGAAAAUGAGAACCGGGCUGAGUUUGCACUUGACCUUAUUCGUGAGUUGGAAGUCUCUCCCGAAGGAACCAAGUGUCUGGCCGAAUUCAACCGAACUUGGCAGAGUAACCGGACCGGAACUUCUCCGGUUCACGGUUUAUCACUAAAGGAGUCCAUCAUAGCAAGCAUUUCUCGUGGAAAAUUAGUCUCCGGGGCCACCGCCACCUCCAAUGUAAACCACAAAUCCCUUGUCCCCACAUUUGCAAACCCGUUCUGGACCGAAACCGCGGUCCUGUCGAACCGGUCAUUCAAGAAUUCCCGGAGAAUGCCGGCCCUUUUCGGAAUCCGGUUAGGCGCAGUAGUCAUAACCGGGUUCAUCCUAGCCACCAUGUUCUGGCGUCUCGACGACUCCCCGAAGGGCAUCCAAGAGCGGCUCGGCUUCUUCGCCUUCGCAAUGUCGACAACGUUCUACACGUGCGCGGAAGCGCUCCCGGUUUUCAUCCAAGAAAGGUUCAUAUUCAUGCGGGAGACGGCCCACAACGCCUACCGGAGAUCCUCCUAUUGCCUCUCCCACGCGCUCGUAUCCUUCCCCUCCCUAGUCCUCCUCUCCCUCGCCUUCUCUGCCCUGACCUUCUGGGCGGUCGGCCUAGACGGCGGCCUCUCCGGGUUCCUGUUCUACACCGGAGUCAUACUCGCCUCGUUCUGGGCGGGUAACUCGUUCGUCACCUUCCUCUCCGGCGUCGUCCCCCACGUAAUGAUCGGCUACGUCAUUGUCGUCGCCAUCCUGGCCUAUUUCCUCCUCUUCAGCGGCUUCUUCAUAAACCGGAACCGCAUCCCGCCGUACUGGAUAUGGUUCCACUACAUCUCCCUCAUCAAGUACCCGUUCGAGGCGGUGUUGAGGAACGAGUUCGAGGACCCGACGAAGUGCUUCGUGCGGGGGAUUCAGAUGUUCGACGGGACGCCGCUCGCCGGAGUCUCGACGGACAUGAAAGGGAGGUUGUUGAGUAGCAUGAGUGGGACGCUGGGAAUCCGGAUUACCGGCGGGACGUGCGUGAUCACCGGAGCCGAUGUGCUGGCGCAGCAGGGAGUGAUGGAUCUGGGGAAAUGGAGCUGCUUGUGGAUCACUGUUGCUUGGGGUUUCUUCUUUAGGGUUUUGUUUUAUUUGAGUUUGUUGAUGGGAAGCAAGAACAAGAGAAGGUAGUGUUUGAUUGAGUCAAAUGAUGAUGGGAUAUUUAAAAAUAAUUGUAAUAUUUUUCUUUUUAUUCCUUAAAUAAUAAAUGUUCCACAACUUU
Messenger RNA from Cuscuta campestris, 2527 nucleotides. The record is from the annotation of a GenBank genome assembly. Lineage: Eukaryota; Viridiplantae; Streptophyta; Magnoliopsida; Solanales; Convolvulaceae.